CCGGCUCCAGUCAUUGCAAACGCCUGCUCGACUUUUCUUCGUUACCUUCACCGUGCUCAGCACACUACACCUGAACCUGCUCAGCACCUCAAAAUGUCAGGCAUCAAUCAGAUAAUCCAAACAUUCGAAGGUCUCGGCGAAGGAGAUCGAGAGACCACGAUGAAAGCACUGUCGACCAUGAUGCGUGUCGAGAAUCAGCGGCAGCCCGCCAAAAAAAAGGUCAACGGAUUUAUGGGAUACCGUGCAUACUAUUCGUCUCUCUUCUCACAGCUCACGCAGAAGGAGAAAUCGCCGAUAAUGACGAUUCUCUGGAAGGAGGACCCAUUCCAUGAGGAAUGGGAUUUCAUGUGUGCGGUGUACUCGGCGAUCCGAGAGUUCUUGUCGGACGACAACGUCUCGCUGCAAACCUGGAUUCAAUUCGCGAUCAAGCACAUGGGAAUCGUGGUCCGCGAGCACUACCUGAUAACUCUGGGCUGGGAAUUGAUCCAACUCAAUGACGGCUCUCACAAGCUCGAGCGCACUUCAAUCCGGUCAGUCCCGAGCUGCCUCCAGCCGAUGAACGGAUUCGGCCUCUUCAUGAACUGCCUCAAUGACGGCCUGCCGGUUGCCAACCCGCUGCCCAUCAUCGCCAAACUCUCGGGCCUUACAAACGAUGUCAUCUGCAUCAACACUCAGCUGGGAGCCGCCGCAAAACCCGCCAACAGCAUGAAUGGUUUCCGCCAGUUCGCCAAAACCCAUCCCCAACUGGCCAUGUCGGCUAUCUUCCAGGUCCCCGCGGCCCAUCCGCUCAUUGUCCAAGGCGUCACUGUGCAUGACAUCACGCCAAUGAGCGACCUGACUACGACCGAACCCUUCAUGGUACAGAACGACGACCCGGAGCUGGAUGCCAUGCUGGACAAGAUCUUUCGCGGGGAGGGCGACGGGAGCAUUGACAACCCAGCCAACCUCGGCAAUCAGUUCUUCACUAUGGGAAUGGGGAACGGCACACAGGGUUUCAACUGAGACAUUCCCACUUCCCACACCUCAAUCCACCCCGAGUCCCUGCAGUGACCGAACGAAGCCGUUUGGGCCCCGGAUAUGCGAAGAGCAAGCAUCACAUGGACGGGUCAGCAGGCAUCCACCAACAACACCGGAAAAGCUCACCCCGAUUCCGUGAUACCGUGCGAAAGACCUUGCAUUUCCUGUCCAGGUGGCUUAUGAGGGUGCGGCCUGCCUAUGCUUCCCUCUGCUCGGUUAUUUUUUGCAGAGCAAAGAAAACCACAUGCAGGCUAGCGGCUCUGGGACGCUUCAAACCUCAGGUCGCCACCGUUCCCCAUGCGUCGUCAUGUUGCAUUCACCAACGAAAGAAGAGGGGGCCCAAGCGGACAAAGAGAGUGGCACGGCACUUGGCAAGCAAAUGGUAUGAACUCACUUUCUCUUCCAUUUGCCGCAUGUAUAUAGAGCCCAUGCCUCCUCCGAUCCUCCUCGGUACACAGUAAAUCGACAGCUCAAUUUUCGC
Parathielavia appendiculata is the source of this 1498-nucleotide messenger RNA. RefSeq lists its product as uncharacterized. The record is from RefSeq and is a predicted model, not a curated record. The transcript has 3 exons. Gene Ontology annotation, cellular component: nucleus. Lineage: Eukaryota; Fungi; Ascomycota; Sordariomycetes; Sordariales; Chaetomiaceae. Gene Ontology annotation, biological process: positive regulation of mating-type specific transcription, DNA-templated. Gene Ontology annotation, molecular function: DNA binding, bending. The coding region runs from base 94 to 1002 and encodes 302 amino acids.